AAUACAAUUCAGAUUUUGUUACAUUUGGAGUUGAUAGAAGACGUCAAGUUUUCUCUUCCUUAUUAAGGUCAAAGUCGAUUAAAUAUAACUUAUAUGAUGACCAGGACGAGAACACAACGAUGAGACGAAUAAGAAAAACAUGUAUUAGUUCUUUUUUGAAGCCGCAUUUGUAAAACUUCACGCGCUAGAUGCUGUUGCUCAAGUGACAAUGUGCAAAGUUUGAUCCGGACGACCGUGACCCAUAAAGUGUGUUAGCUUAGCUGUGACCAGUUUCUGCUGCUUUCGGCUCGCAGGUGCCCGAGCUGUGAGAGAGGGAAUGAACACAACAGAGCUCUGCUUCUUUUCAGUCAAUUCAUGAGUCGCUUAUGUUAAACGAUAGUUCCGAGAAAGUCACACCAGUGCAUAAACUGAUAUGUCGAGAAAUAUGUCACGUUUUCUUCUUCGUUUCUCAUCUGUGUUUUUCAAUGGAGCAACUGUCAAAUCAAUAUUACCAAAGAAGAGGAUAUUUGUAGGGAUUCGGCCGAUUUCUACAUCGCCGGAUUCGCUGUCCUUGACACGUUAUGACCAUGGGUCCACAGACUGGCAAAGGAAGCUGACUCCAGAACAGUAUGUUGUAACUAGAGAAAAAGGCACAGAAGUGCCAUUCAGUGGGAUCUAUCUGAAUCACAAUGAGGUGGGCAUGUACCAUUGUGUAUGCUGUGACUCCCCACUUUUUAGCAGAUUUGGCUUUGCCUCCAACAGCUCAGAGGUUAAAUAUGAUGCUGGAGCCGGUUGGCCAUCCUUCUAUGAGGCUCAUGGGACAUGGGAAAAGGAUGAGAGUCAUGCCAAUAUUGUCCGUCGUCCUGACAACUCACUUGGUAGCACUGGAACAGAGGUUAUCUGUAAACAUUGUGAUGCUCAUCUUGGCCAUGUCUUUGAUGAUGGUCCAGAUCCAACUGGCCAACGGUUCUGCAUAAACAGCGUAGCUCUCAACUUCAAGCCAAGAGAAAUGUAAAUCAGAUAUUUCGUCUGCAAAACAAGAAGUUACAUCCUUUGACAGUAAUGUAGUUGUUCGGUGAAAAUGAAGGCAACUUAUGGCAUUUGAAUAACACAUGAUCCAUUGUGAUAUGCUAUAAAUUACUUUGAGAUUUGAGCAUAAAAUGGAUGUCUGGCCCUGUGCACUGUUUACUUGCUUUAUCUAACAUGUGU
This is a messenger RNA of Triplophysa dalaica, 1188 nucleotides long. It is a transcript of the gene msrb2, whose product is annotated as methionine sulfoxide reductase B2. Gene Ontology annotation, cellular component: cytoplasm. Gene Ontology annotation, molecular function: peptide-methionine (R)-S-oxide reductase activity. NCBI's taxonomy places the organism in Eukaryota, Metazoa, Chordata, Actinopteri, Cypriniformes, Nemacheilidae. The record is from RefSeq and is a predicted model, not a curated record. Gene Ontology annotation, biological process: protein repair; response to oxidative stress. The coding region runs from base 413 to 994 and encodes 193 amino acids. The transcript has 5 exons.